UCCCCAGCAGGCUCCUCUGGGUGUCUAAUACAGUGGAAAUUCAAAGAGCGAGCCUCCCCACUUCACACACUCUCCCGUGCCGCGCGUGGAGCGCAGCGGAGAGAUAGACUCUCCUCACAAAGCCGCGUAAAGUUCGCAAAUAUGUUGUAAAGUUACGCAUGAGGACUCCCGUUGCUUUAAGCUGUGACGUCCGUGCGUAUUUCUACGCAAUGUCCAGGCUGUGGUGACUUUUACGCACGACACUAGACAUGGAUCGGAGGCCCUCCAAGGGCAGCUGGCUGCCAGUGACCGGGCUGGUCCUCUCCCUGCUGCUGUGCGCCUGCGUGGUGGACUUGGUGCUGGCGCAAAUCCGCUACUCCAUCCCCGAGGAGCUGGAGCACGGAGCCUUCGUGGGCAACAUCGCGGAGGACCUGGGCUUGGAUGUGGCCAAGCUGUCCGCGCGUCGCUUCCGAAUAGUCUCCGGUGCCAAGAAGCAGUAUUUGGAAGUCAACUUGGAGAACGGCAUUUUGUUUGUGAACGAGAAAAUAGACAGAGAGGAGCUUUGUGAGCGCAGCCCCAGCUGUUUUUUGCACCUGCAAGUUGUCAUCGAGAACCCUUUGGAGCUGUACAGAGUGGAAGUGGAGAUUUUAGACGUGAAUGACAAUUCUCCCAGCUUCCCGUGGAGCGAAUUCAACAUAGACAUCACCGAGUCGGCCGCGCCCGGUUCCUGCUUCCCGUUAGAGAGCGCGCAGGACUUGGAUGUGGGCACGAACUCGCUGCGCUCCUACCAGCUGAGCGCCAACGAGCAUUUCAUCCUCAACAUCCAGACGCGUAACGACGGCAGCAAGUUCGCGGAGCUGGUGUUGGACACCCCGCUGGACCGGGAGCGUGAAAAGAAACACGAGAUGGUUCUGACCGCUUUUGACGGCGGCUCACCGGAGCGCACCGGGACCGCGCUGAUCACUAUAACAGUGCUGGACGCCAACGACAACGUGCCCGUGUUCGACCGCUCCGUGUACCGGGCCAGCUUGGUGGAGAACGCGCCGCGGGGCACGCCGGUGCUGAAGCUCAACGCCACCGACUUGGACGAGGGCUCCAACGGGGAGGUGACGUACGCCUUCAGCGGGCACGCGCCUCUCAAAGUGCGGGAGCUGUUCAGCGUGGACCCGUACACGGGCGAGAUCCGCGUCAAGGGCGUCGUGGACUACGAGAAAGCGAGCGUGUUCGAGCUGUACGUGCAGGCCAGGGACCGGGGACCCUCGGCGGUCGCCGUGCACAGCAAAGUCCUGGUGGACAUCGUGGACGUGAACGACAACACCCCGGAGGUCAUCCUCACGUCCGUGUCCACACCGGUGCUGGAGGACGCGCCGCCCGGCACGGUGAUCGCCGUCAUCAGCGUCAUGGACCAGGACUCCGGCGAGAACGGCAACGUGGACUGCCAAAUCCCCAACAAUGUCCCGUUCCAGCUCCACUCCUCUUUUAAGAACUACUACACUUUAGUGACCAGUGACUUCUUGGACCGGGAGGCGGUGAACGAGUACAACAUCACGCUCACGGCUCGCGACCUGGGCUCGCCUUCUUUAUCCACGCGGAAAACCGUCUUGGUGCAGGUGUCGGACAUUAACGACAACCCCCCGCGGUUCUCGCAGCCGUCCUACACCGUCUACGUGACCGAGAAUAACGCCCCGGGCGCUUCUAUUUGCACCGUGACCGCCUUCGACCCGGAUUCCAACCAGAACGCGUAUCUGUCCUAUUCCAUUCUGGACGGUCAAAUCCAGGGCAUGCCGGUGAACACGUACGUGUCCAUCAACUCGGACAACGGCAACAUUUACGCGCUGCGCUCGUUUGACUACGAACAACUGAGGAACUUCCACAUCCAAGUCCAAGCGCAGGACGCCGGUUUUCCGCCACUCGCCAGCAACGUGACGGUGAACGUCUUUGUUUUGGACCAGAACGACAACGCGCCGGUUGUUGUGUCCCCGCUGCCUAAAAACGGCACCGUGGCCACGGAGGUGGUGCCGCGCUCGGUUGAUGCCGGUUACUUGGUCAUUAAGGUCACGGCCAUGGACGCGGACGCGGGGCAAAACUCCCGCUUGUCCUAUCAGGUGACGCAAGCCACCGACCCGGGGCUGUUCAGCGUGGCUUUGUACACGGGGGAAAUCCGGACUAUCCGCAGGCUGGUGGACAAGGACGCGUACCGACACCGGUUGGUGAUCCAAGUGAAGGACAACGGGCAGCCUCCUCUCUCCGCCACCGUCUCCGUGGUCCUCACGGUGGUGGACAGCGUCCCCGAGUCCUUAUCCGACUACGGCGACCUCACCCUCAGCCCGCAGCCCGCCUCCAACCUCUCCCUCUACUUAAUCGUGUCCCUCAGCACCAUAUCGUUCAUCUUCCUAGUGGCGAUAAUCGUCCUGGCCGCGGUCAAGUGCUACAAGGACCGCGAGACGCUCAGCGGCUACAACCUGCCGCCCUUCGCCUGCUGCUGCUGCGCGGGCUUCCAGCCGGAGCCCCCCGCGGAGGUCUUCAAGAAAUCCAACCUCAACUUGCAGAUUUCCUCCACGGCCAACAAAGUGCCCACCAACUGCGUGGAGGUGAACGGCGGCGGCAGCGUGGCUCAGCCGUACUGCUACAAAGUCUGCUUGACCCCGGAGUCGGCCAAGAGCGACUUCAUGUUUUUGAAGCCGUGCAGCCCGAGCAGCGCGCCGCGCAACAACGAAGCCAAGAGCGCGGAGCACUCGUGGGGGGCGUCGGUGAACAACGGAGCGACCACCCCUAACGAGCUGAAGCAGGCCAACACAGACUGGACCCUCACAAAGAAUCAGCAUUCCUCCAUUAAAAGUUACAACUCCAUCAACAUGGAUGGAACACUCAUGCGCAAGGCCAUGCAUGCAGACCCCGAAAACUACGUCACAUCCAUGGCACCCGGGCAGUACUGGACCUGGGGCACUCAUGCCAGAGGCCCAAAAGGGGAAUACAAGAUGUCUCCAUCAACCACUAGCGUCCCCUCCCGGCCCUGGACUCCGCGGUGCACCCCGCCCCCCCAGCAGCAGCAGCAGCAGCCGUCCAACCCUGUCCACCCUCACCCUCACCCUCACCCUCACCCUCACCCGCACCCGCCGCCUGACUACCACCACAACGUCUACAUCCCCGGGACGCCGUCGGGCUUCUGCACGCUGAGGCCCGCCGUGCAGCGCUGCAGCGACUUGGACGUACACAACUCCUUCUCCACCUUCGGCAAGAAGCGACGCCUCCAGAUGUCCCCCCAGGGGGAGGCCGCCAUGAUCAAUAACGACCUGUACAACGACUGACUAGGAGCGGACGAUUUGAGCGAUGGAAGAAUCAUUUGUUGCGUAAAUUAAUGAACAGUUGGGUCUAUAAGUGGUUGAACAGGUGAGUUUCUGAAAAUAAAUGCUAAAAGCUACGUUUUUCACAGUUAUAGUCGUCCUUCGCCACGUCCGGCUUCAAGUAUUGCGCGUCACUGAUUUAUUGUGGAUAUUUUCAUAUUUUUAAAGCAUAUUCUACAAUUUUUUUGGUGCUAAAUUAAGCAUUUUUAAGCAUAAAAAGGCUAAAUAAAUUUAAAGUAUCAAUACUACAGUUUUAUUGGCUACCAAACCAAUCAGAGCGCGCGGCUCAUUAUGGUGGCCACUGAUUAGCUCCGCCCUUAGGCAGCUUUACCACAGUGCAUCCCAAAAAGUCUUCACAGCGGUUCUCUUUUUCCACAUUUUGCGGUUUUAUUCAGAAAUUGAAUAAUUUCAUUGGUGUUCUCCAAAUUUUACAAUGCGCCAUAAAGACAAUGUGAAAAGUAAAGUAGGAACCAUUCAUUCUAAAUCAAAUAUUUUCAUAGCUAGAGCAUAAAAAAACAUGUUUAAAAUCUUCUAAAUAAGUUUUUCAACAAUAAGAGCGCUCUCUGAUAUUGAUUGAUUGAGUCAGAAAUGGAAUAAUUUCAUUGGUGUUCUCCAAAUUUUACAGACAAUGCGCCAUAAAGACAAUGUGAAAA
Messenger RNA from Nerophis lumbriciformis (worm pipefish), 3976 nucleotides. RefSeq names its product protocadherin-10. NCBI's taxonomy places the organism in Eukaryota, Metazoa, Chordata, Actinopteri, Syngnathiformes, Syngnathidae. Gene Ontology annotation, cellular component: plasma membrane. Gene Ontology annotation, molecular function: calcium ion binding. The record is from RefSeq and is a predicted model, not a curated record. Gene Ontology annotation, biological process: homophilic cell-cell adhesion.